Molecule: messenger RNA, 702 nt
Organism: Cooperia oncophora
Lineage: Eukaryota; Metazoa; Nematoda; Chromadorea; Rhabditida; Trichostrongylidae
Source: the annotation of a GenBank genome assembly
AUGACGCUUGACUCGCAAGACAGAAUUUUCCUUGGAACAACAUUCGCGACAGCGGUGGUUGGUGCGGCUCUUCUGAUCGUUGGUUUCGUGCUGCGAUUUGGUCGAGGAUUUGGCACAUUUGUAAACUACGCACGAGCGGAUAAUGAUUUUCUGGAAUUACGUCGUCUCGACAUGAUAUUCGGGCUGUUCACAGCAGCAGCAUGCAUCCUUAUAAUUAUGUUCUUCGUUGCUGCUUUGGCUACUCUCAGGAAGAAUAAGUUUCUUCUACGUGCGUAUUGCGCUAUUAUCGCCUUGAUGGUUGUCGUUCAACUGAUCGCUGGUUUGCUCGCCUUCACCUAUUCGGAUCAGAUUAAUCAGCUGGCUUCGGAUGACAUACUCUAUGAGUCCCUUCACAAAGUUGCUAAAAACUAUGCAUCACCUCCACCAUCUGACGACGAGACGCAAUUCUGGAUUCACACUCAAAAAACGUUCAGCUGCUGUGGAGUUAUGAACUCGCAGGACUGGGCGUUCUCUGAGGCUCAGCUUCAAGCGUAUUCCUGCUUUCGGCCGAACUAUGCAAAUGGCUGCGAAAAGCAAAUCCGCUCUCGUAUUUCUACAGACACACAAUACCUCGGAGCAGCUUCCAUGGGUGUGGUGCUUAUUGAGAUAAUCGCCAGUUUCCUGGCAGGAUAUAGAGCCUAUAACCUCGUGUAUCCUGAUUGA